AUGGGCGUUAAGGGAUUUUUCCGGAAUCGCUCCGGCAUGCGUGUUGAUAAUAGCAAGACGACUAGUGCUGCUACUCUCACGCUGCGACAGAGUCUGUAUCCUCUUGGGUUGGUUACUAUUUUGUUCUUUCUUUGGGGCUUUGCGUACGGCCUGCUCGAUACUCUCAACAAGCAUUUCCAGAAUACACUGCACAUCACGCGUGGUCGUUCGGCGGGUCUUCAGGCUGCUUAUUUUGGCGCAUAUCCCCUCGCCUCACUAGGUUAUGCCAAUUGGAUCCUGCGCCACUACGGCUACAAAACGGUCUUCAUCUUCGGGCUCGUCCUCUACGGCAUUGGCGCUUUGUGCAUGUGGCCCGCCGGACUGAAUCAGUCUUUCGGUGGAUUCUGCGGAGCUACCUUUGUUAUUGGAUCCGGACUGGGUUCUUUGGAGACGGCGGCGAAUCCUUAUCUUACUGGUACGAGGCAAAGCAUUGCAUUGAAUCCCAUUCCCUGCAUGGAAUUUAUUCCUUCAUCCCCUCCGAGUCCCCCCGCCGAGGUCCAUCAUGAUCUACACGAUCAAACCCAAAAAGAAUAUUCAGCCAAACCACAAACUAACAUCCCCCAGUCUGCGGACCCCCCCCGCUACUCCGAAAUCCGCAUAAACUUUGCCCAAGCCUUCAACGCAAUCGGCACAGUCGUCGGGCCCGUCCUAGGUUCCUACGUAUUCUUCACCGAAACAGCCGACGACGUCUCAGCCCUACAACGCGUACAAUGGGUCUACCUAGCAAUCGGAAUAUUCGUCUUCUGCCUCGCAUUCGUAUUCUUUAUUUCGAAUAUUCCCGAAGUCACGGAUGAGGAUAUGGCUUUCCAGGUUUCCUCUACGCAUGUUGAUGAGCAGAAUAAGCCGUUUUGGAAACAGUAUAAGCUUUUCCAUGCUACGCUUGCUCAGUUUACUUAUACUGGUGCUCAGGUCGCUAUCGCGGGUUACUUCAUAAACUACAUAACAGACACCUGGCCACCCAGCGACAGCGCCAAAGGCGCCAAACUUCUCGCAGGCGCACAGGGCGCGUUCGCCGUCGGCCGCUUCCUGGGAUCAGGACUAAUGAGAUUCACCAAGGCUCGAUGGAUAUUCCUCGUCUAUUUAUCGUGCACGGUAGCGUUUCUAGCCGCGUCCGUGACGCAGCGGAAGGAGAAGGGUGUGGCUAUGUUAUUCAUGACAUUAUUCUUUGAAUCGCGUGGUUCGGGGUUUAUUGUUGGUGGUGUUUGUGGUGGGGCGGUUGUUCCGCCUAUUCUUGGGCAUGUGGCUGAUAUGAAGAAUGAUACGGGGUUUGCUAUGAUUGUUCCUACUAUGUUUAUGGUUGUCGCGUGGACGUAUGCUGUUGCGGUGAAUUUUUCGCCGAGUUAUCGGGAUACGGUUGAUAAGGUGGGUGAGAGUACGGUUGGGUUGCAGGAUGAAAGGAUUGAUGAGGAAAAGGUUGUUGAGGCGGAGCAUGAGAAGGAGGUGGUUGUUCAUCGGGAUUAG
Molecule: messenger RNA, 1500 nt
Organism: Penicillium waksmanii
Lineage: Eukaryota; Fungi; Ascomycota; Eurotiomycetes; Eurotiales; Aspergillaceae
Product: putative l-fucose permease
Exons: 6
Coding region: 1-1500 (499 amino acids)
Source: RefSeq, a predicted model, not a curated record